Lactuca saligna is the source of this 1660-nucleotide messenger RNA. The record is from the annotation of a GenBank genome assembly. NCBI's taxonomy places the organism in Eukaryota, Viridiplantae, Streptophyta, Magnoliopsida, Asterales, Asteraceae.
AUAGAAAAAAAUCAAGAUGGAACAAUAUUUUUUUCAAGUAUAUUCAAAUUUUGGAAUAUCACAAUUACCAAUUUUUGCAGUUUACUAAAUAAUUUUAACACCAAAAAGAUUUGAGUAAAUGCCUUGGAAUAUUUGCAAAAAUAUUGGUGGGGCCUACUUGUUGCCCGUUGCGUCCGCACCAAAUCGUUUUUCUCUUUUGAACAAAGUUGACCGUUUGGGAUACCCAGACCCAACAAAGCGAGUGCCAAAAGUAGCCGUUGCUCUACAGUUUAUCGAUUUAUAUCAUUUCUAAACCCUAGCCCUAUUUCUACAUAAUAUUUGUUUUUUCAGAAAGCACUUAACCUGUUCGAUAAAAUUCCCCACUGAAACACAAGAAAUAUAUCUAUCCGUUUGAGCAAACCUAUCAACUUCGAGGUGUUUCUACAGAAAUGGCUUCAAGAACUGUGAGCAAAGACAUAAUCACUCUCCGCGGAUCCACAGCCAUUGUCAGCGAAUUUUUCGGUUAUGCAGCAAACAGUAUUCUGUACAAUCGUGGUGUCUAUCCGGAAGAAACUUUUGGAAGAGUGAAGAAAUAUGGACUUCCAUUGUUGCUUUCUCAAGACGAAGGUGUUAAAACAUUCAUCUCAAAUUUGAAUAAGCAGCUUUCCGAAUGGCUGGAAGCUGGGAAGUUACAAAGGAUUGUUCUUGUGAUAAUGAGUAAGGCCACCAAUGAAGUGCUUGAGAGGUGGAAUUUCAGUAUAGAGACUGAUGGUGAAGUUGUUGAAAAAGGGGUUUCGAGGGAGAAGAGUGAUAAAGAAAUCAUGAGAGAGAUUCAAGCUAUUAUGAGACAGAUUGCAUCCAGCAUUACAUACUUGCCCUGCCUUGAUGAACCAUGUAUCUUUGAUGUGUUGGCAUAUACUGAUACGGAUGUUGCAGUACCUUUUACUUGGACAGAGAGUGACCCUAAACUGAUAGCAAAUCCCCAAAUGGUGAAAUUGCAUUCUUUUGAUACUAAGAUACAUAAGGUUGACACAAUGGUGUCUUACAAGAAUGAUGAAUGGGAUGACCAGUAAAAGAAAGAAAGAUAAGGGAUGUUUAAGAAAAUUGUUGCUGUGUUUUUGUUGUUGAUCUUGAAGGUUGAAUGAUGUGAAUCGUUUUGAUUCACUUGUGUGUAGGAAUGAAAUAUGAAUCUGGAAACUUGCUUUUUCUUGAAAUUGAAGAACUUGCUUGCUGCAAUAAGACAUUGAUUUUCUUGAAAAAUGUCAACACUUACAAUUAGACCCUAAAGUGACUUGCUUUCAAAAAAAAAAAAAAUCCAAUAAAUCCGUCUUGGUUUGGCAACAUUUAUUUUCCUUGUUAACUAACAGAUGAUGUAACUGCACAUUCAUGUCUGGUGAUGAAGAAAGAAGUUUUACUUUUUUAUGGGCCAUAGUAGAUUACUCCUGAAUCUUUAUCUUUUUCUCUAAUUUGAUGCUUUUUGAGGUCCAAUGGUGAUCUUGUUGUUGUCUUCAAUUGUGGUUGAUUGAGAUGUGAAUAUUAUUUGGGUAAAUGGGGUUGAAGUGGGUUCUUGUGAUUUGGCUUUUCUGAACAGAUGUUUCCAAGUUUGUUUCGAUGAACAAGACAACUGUAGAACAAUAUCAACAGAAGCCAUCAAAAUACACUUUUUGUUCAUCACCGAAAG